Linum tenue is the source of this 378-nucleotide messenger RNA. Lineage: Eukaryota; Viridiplantae; Streptophyta; Magnoliopsida; Malpighiales; Linaceae. The record is from the annotation of a GenBank genome assembly.
AUGAGCAGUAAAAUAUUGAACCGGCCGUACGGCGGCGGUAAUUACGCCAAGCUGGACAAGGAAGACCCAGACGAAGUAUUCCACCGGCGGGCUCAGUUCCUGAUCUACAAGGUGAUGCAGCGCGCCGACGAUUCGCGGCGGGGCGCGUCGUUUUGCCAGAUCAAGCUGUGCAAGUUGAAGGUGAGGAUCGGGAAGAGGUUGAAGAAGCUGAGGAAGGGCGUGGUUCUGAGCAUGUCGGCGGCGAGGUUGAGGAUUUACCGGAUGAUUAGGAUUCAGUGGAAGCGGUUGUUCGGCGGCCGGUCCAUCGCCGCCGCCGGUGGUGGUGGCUGUGUUGUUCUUCCUGCUGCUGCUGCAGCUUCCAUCUUCCCUUCCUUGUGA